AGCUAGCUUGUUUCAGAGCACAAUAUAAGCCCGUCAGAUCUGUAGUCCUCACUAAUCAGAUACUCUAGAAUCUAGUAAGACUUACUAUUAACUCUGCAGGAACAGCAAAACAUCUAUAACCAUGAAGUUGCUCCUGGCAGGGAUUGUUCUGAUCCUAAUUGUAGAAGCCAAUGCUCAAUGGCACAGGUUUCCUGCUGAAGCCUUUCACGGAGCUGGUGAUAUGUGGCGAGCAUACAAUAAUAUGAGGGAGGCUAACACUAUAGGCGCGGACAAAUACUUUCAUGCCAAAGGAAAUUAUGAUGCUGCCCAGAGAGGAAAGGGGGGCAUAUGGGCAGCUGGGGUCAUCAGUAAUACUCGAGAGUGGGUGCAGGAAAGAUUAGGUCAUGGUGCCGAGGACUCUGCUGCUGAUCAGAGGGCAAAUGAGCAUGGGCGCAAUGGAGGAGAUCCCAACGUUUUCAGGCCACCAGGACUUGAUGAAAAAUAUUAGUAUGAAAGCCAUUGAAAUCAAUCAAUAAUAAAACAAAUGAAAGAA
This is a messenger RNA of Anoplopoma fimbria (sablefish), 532 nucleotides long. RefSeq names its product serum amyloid A (gene saa). The transcript has 4 exons. The record is from RefSeq and is a predicted model, not a curated record. The coding region runs from base 122 to 487 and encodes 121 amino acids. NCBI's taxonomy places the organism in Eukaryota, Metazoa, Chordata, Actinopteri, Perciformes, Anoplopomatidae. Gene Ontology annotation, cellular component: extracellular region.